CCGGUUCGAAGCGAUUGGAAACAGUCCAGCUUCUUCAGUUAUUUCUUUGUUUCGGACGAGUUUAGUGUACUUAAGCAGGGUAUCGCUGCAGGUUCACCGGAACGAUCCCUUCUGGAAGACUGUGUUGAUUGUGAGAUUCGAGUGCGUGUUUCCGUUCACUUCUUCCUCAAAACCUGUCUCUGAUCAAGCUAAAAAAAAGUGAUACUCUAACCGGCUGACCGGAAGCAGCGUGACCGUUGUGCGAUCGCGAAAAAUUGAGUGCCAAUUCGUGAUACGUGGAUUAACAGUCCCCCUCCCGAGCGGAAUAGUGUGGAACGAGAAGAAGGAAAAGCCCCAAAGUUUCGUACCCAUCAGCACCGAAGAACGGUGUAGGUAGUCCUCAGCAAACAGGAAACAAGCAAUCGAAAGAAACAACAAAAUGUCCGAAGCAGUCGAAGUCGAGCAAAUCAUUGAAAGCAAGCCCCGAAAGAUGGCGCUUCCCACCUCUCUGGACAAAGACGCGAUUCGGGAAGCGUACGAGGACGUUCGAUCCAAUCUGACCGACAGCGAGUGGGCGGUGUUCAAAUUCGACGGUCUGAAAAUAAUCUGCUCCCAGAAAGGCAUCGGGUUCGACGAGUUCUGUGCCGAAUUCAACGACGAUGAACGGGCCUUCGGUUACAUCCGGAUACAGAUGGGCGACGAGAUGUCCAAGCGAAGCAAGUUCAUGUUCCUCACCUGGAUCGGCCCGGAAGUGGGUGUGAUGCAACGAGCCAAGAUGUCUACCGACAAAUCGAUUAUUAAGGAUGUGAUCAAUAACUUCGCAGUUGAGCUGCAGGUGGAAACAAGCAACGAUCUGGACCUAGAGAUGUUCAAGGCACACCUAAACAAGGCCGGUGGAGCAAACUACGGCACCGGGGUGCGUGAACUGUAAACAAACCGUACCAAACACGCACACGAAGCAUUCUGACACCACAACCACACUCCCAGGAUACACUAGGAUCGCAACUACAUUAUAAGGAUAACAGCGUUAAGGUCUUCCCCACUGUUUCCCUCGUCCCAAUAUAAUCAAUUAACAACGUGUAGUCAGGAAGAGGGACGUGAAUCAUACGGUAUCAAUUUCAAUCCAGACCCUAAUGGCUUCUAUUUAUGUGUAUUAUUUCUUUCCCGACCGAAAUUGUGAUUUGGAAAAACUCUUUCUAAAAUUGAAAUUUUUGACCGUUUUUAUACAUAUAAGCAUAAAAUCAUAACUAUCUUAAAUGAUUAAAUGAAAAUAUAAAAACAACCAUAAUCGAAUGCGUGAAAAUCAAACGAAUAUUGGAACUAAACUGCAAUAUUAUCAUAUUAAUUCGAAUAGUUGUUAAGUUUAUACAAAAAGGAACCCUAAUGAAUACGAUGAUAGUUAACAUGUACUGGCAUCGAUAAUGAAAAUAAAAAUAAUGGCCAAUAGAAAAAGUUGGUAUAGAAAUCAGAUUUCUUUUUUGAGCUAUUUUUAUCAAUUGUAUAAACUAAAUAAAGAAAAAAAAAAAGCAAUUCCGUAGAAGACAUUUGUAAACUGCCGUAACGGAUCAAAUAUACAGGAAAAGAAACUA
Molecule: messenger RNA, 1568 nt
Organism: Topomyia yanbarensis
Lineage: Eukaryota; Metazoa; Arthropoda; Insecta; Diptera; Culicidae
Product: coactosin-like protein
Exons: 3
Coding region: 419-910 (163 amino acids)
Biological process (GO): regulation of actin filament polymerization
Cellular component (GO): plasma membrane; cortical actin cytoskeleton; site of polarized growth
Molecular function (GO): actin filament binding
Source: RefSeq, a predicted model, not a curated record